AUGACCAUUGACUUCCUGACCUACCGCCGUCUAGGAGCUCCCAAAUCUCGAUUGGGAUGCACAACCUGCAAGCAAGUCGAUCAUUCAGUGAUCCGACGCGUCAAAUGUGGCGAGGAGAAGCCAACGUGUCUCCGCUGUUCCAGCACAGGACGGAGAUGUGAAUACAAGAGAGAUCGAGUCUCUUCCUUAGACCCUUCUACGCCGCCUACCCCAGGUUUUCACCGGCCCCUAUCACUGUCGCCAAAUGCGGGCGCGCGGGAGCGUCGUGCCUUUGAAUAUUACUUCCAGCAUGCCGCUCGGCACCUAGCGGGUGGCUUGAAAGUGGACUUCUGGACCAAAGUCAUUCCACAGAUUUGUCGCAGUGAGCCUGCGGUGUGGGAUGGCAUGAUAGCGAUUAGCGCCUUAUUCGAACAUCCGAACCAGUGUUUGGACUUUACUCUUUUGAGGAACCGUCGCAAGGCCUCACAUGGGUUAAAUCAGAUCCAACAAGAGGCCUUGACAUGGUACUCACGAUCAAUAUCCACUGUUCAUUCACAGAUCAGUCGUGGCAGUGUAGAUCAAUAUACGGCCCUUAUUAGCUGCGUGUUGUUCAUCUGCGUGGAAACUAUCCAGGGGCGUAUGGAAGAAGCCUUGCAGCUAUUCGGUCAAGGUGUUACCUUGAUUGGUGAUCUUCGAACUCAGCGCAAUCAUGGCAAAGCGCCUUUGAGCAAGGAGGCUCUUCUGGAGCACACCAUUAUACCUCUGUUUUUACGAUUGGGCACAAUGUCUCUCACUAUUUCGGGGACGCAGCCCAGUGAAAUCUUUUCCUUGAUGGACAAUAAUAUCGGCUUGGGCUUUUCAUCCGUUGAGCAUGCCAGGUCUACCAUGGUAGUUCUCGCUGCGGAAGUCAUGAUUUUUGAACGCGAGGCAGUCAUGCAUCUAAGGGCAGUCGGUGCAAACUCUGUGGAUACCGCCAGCAUGAUUGCGAGAAAACAAGCGCUUCAAACUCGGCUUCUCGAAUGGAAUGAAAUUUACACGGAUUUUUGCCGAAAUCACUGUGGCCCUACCACCGCCGUUGAACCCGACCCUUUGCUACCCAUAUACUGUGCCGCUGCAUCGAUCACCCUGACUGGUUGUUUGACAUCGCUGGAAACAGUGUUUGACGCGCACCUUGUGGAUUUUGCGGCAAUUGUCGAGCAGGCUACUUUGAUUCUCAACGUCUCGAGAAGGCCAGACGGCUCCCAGCCACCAUUUACAUUCGAGUCUGGAGUUGGUGUCCCACUGUUCUUGACAGCCCUCAAAUGCCGUCACUCGAGCUUGCGACGCAGAGCCUUGCAAUUAUUACGACAGGCCCCUCCAUUGCAAGGAUUUUUUAAGUGUGCGCCAAGUACUCUUAUGGCAGCAAGCUUUAUGACAAUGGAAGAGAGUUAUACCCCGGUCUUCAAAUCGGUGAAUGCUACGGUCGCUGAGCGCAUUGAGAAUGGCAAUCCAGGUGGACUCCCAGGUUCACUACCGAUGGUCAAUGUGGCCGACCCACAAGACAUCCAGGUUCCAGAAGAAGCCCGGAUCCAUUAUUAUUGCAUUUUCAGACCCAAAGAGUGGUGUCCUCCGGGGGUUGCUCUUGGAGAAGUUGCCAAGUUUGGGUGUGGUCCAGAUCAGCUCUUUCUACGCUUUUCAAGGAAUCACUUUGACACAAACAGCAAGACUUGGCGAGAGAUCUUUGAAUGCAUACCCCUGGGUGGCAGCCUAUGA
Messenger RNA from Penicillium longicatenatum, 1731 nucleotides. Its product is annotated as Zn(II)2Cys6 transcription factor domain-containing protein. The record is from RefSeq and is a predicted model, not a curated record. Bases 1 to 1731 code for a protein of 576 amino acids. NCBI's taxonomy places the organism in Eukaryota, Fungi, Ascomycota, Eurotiomycetes, Eurotiales, Aspergillaceae. The transcript is spliced from 2 exons. Gene Ontology annotation, molecular function: zinc ion binding; DNA-binding transcription factor activity, RNA polymerase II-specific. Gene Ontology annotation, biological process: regulation of DNA-templated transcription.